Molecule: messenger RNA, 1230 nt
Organism: Microstroma glucosiphilum
Lineage: Eukaryota; Fungi; Basidiomycota; Exobasidiomycetes; Microstromatales; Microstromataceae
Product: V-snare-domain-containing protein
Exons: 2
Coding region: 120-986 (288 amino acids)
Biological process (GO): endoplasmic reticulum to Golgi vesicle-mediated transport; vesicle fusion
Cellular component (GO): late endosome membrane; SNARE complex; ER to Golgi transport vesicle membrane
Molecular function (GO): SNAP receptor activity; SNARE binding
Source: RefSeq, a predicted model, not a curated record
GACGUGGAGUUUAGGGCUACUCAGUCCACCAAAUCUCGUCCAAUCGUCACUUGCCCUGGCAUAGCCUCACCUUGCCACAUUGCGCCUCUAUCUACUCAUCCGCAUCGUCUGUCCUCGCGAUGGCUGCCGCCUUGUAUAACAUGGCGCUGCGCCAGGCCUCGUCCAUCCAAUCGGAUCUCACACGGUUGGAGUCGGAGCACCCCACAUCUUCCACGUCCGUAGCUCUUCAGGGCCAAAUAGCGGCGUCUCUAUCGUCCUUCACGAGGACAGUAGAGGACUAUGAGUCGAUGUCAAAACGAGAGGUGAAUGAAGUGAAGCGGGAGAAGGCAUUGGGAAGGGUCAAGAAGUUCAGGGAAGAUGAGAAGGAGGUGAGGGCCAACCUGAAGCGGAUAAAGGAGAGGGACCCUUCCACAUGGUCCGGGGGCAACACAGGCGUCAACGGAGGAGCAGCCUCAGCCUCGUCAUCAUCGAUGCAGAACGGUCCCUACGGGGCUUACGGAUCAAGCUCUGCGCGAGCUACAUCGGCGGCUCACCUAGAGUCGCCGUUCUCAUUGCAUGCCCGCAACAACACUUCAGCAGCCAACGCCUACGGUACACCGAUCCAGCAAGGGCAGCAGAAUGACCCUUUAGCGGCCUAUAAGAUGAAUGCGUCAGCUCAAGCCAUGUUCGGAGGCGCAGGUGGUGGGGAUGGCUACUCAGCGAGAGAGGGACAUGCUCUACGAGAGCAUUCCUUCAUUCAAAAUACAGAGCAACAGCUGGAUGCCUUCAUUGCCCAAGGCAGAGAGGUGUGGGGCAAUCUGACGGAGCAAAGAGACAUUCUGAAAGGGACACAGAGAAGGUUACUCGAUGCCGCCAACACAAUGGGACUAAGUCGGAACGUCAUCAAUGCCAUCGAGAGGCGGUCUACGCAGGACAACAUCAUUUUCGCUGUUGGAGUCAUCUUCACCCUCGUCUGCUUCUUCUACAUAUACAAAUGGUUCGGAUGAGUCACGCGUCUUGCUAUUGCGUCCUCGCCGAUUACUUUCGUAGACAUUAUGUUCAUAUCGUCGUCGUUCCUCAAUGAUACCACCUUCUUGUACUACUUGCCUCUCCGUGCCCUUGCGAUGCCCUUGUGGUCAGGCUUGUGGCACCACCUAAUUGAGACAGCUCCACGAAUGCGAGUCGGAGCUAAGCCCUUCUCCGAAGCUGCCUCACUCAAGGUAUGCGGAAUGUCGUUCUCCAAGCCUUGAG